This is a messenger RNA of Hevea brasiliensis (rubber tree), 1469 nucleotides long. Its product is annotated as protein ULTRAPETALA 1. Gene Ontology annotation, cellular component: nucleus; cytosol. The transcript is spliced from 4 exons. The record is from RefSeq and is a predicted model, not a curated record. Lineage: Eukaryota; Viridiplantae; Streptophyta; Magnoliopsida; Malpighiales; Euphorbiaceae. The coding region runs from base 505 to 1257 and encodes 250 amino acids. Gene Ontology annotation, molecular function: DNA binding.
AGCUCUCACCCCAAAGCCCAUCUCUCUCUCUCUCUUUCUCUCUCGUGUCAUGUCAUGCAGCAACUAGCAAAGUAUAGCAUUAGAACCGCAACAUAAAAAGGCUUUUUAACCUCUCCUCUUCUCUUACUCUCGCACCCCGCGACCUUUGUUUAACUCUUGGCCAGCUCAUUCUCUCUCUCCCUCUCUCUCAUCCCAAAACGACAAACCUUUCUCUCUAUAUCUCUCUCUUAAACAAUAACUUCUCUAUUUGUUUAUCCAGCGACACUUUCAACGUUUUCUCCACUAGAUCUCUACGAGAUGCGGGUUUCAUGAGAGACUCACUUUUUCUCUCAUUUUAACCCUCUGUUGCUUUCUGGGUUUUUCCUCUUAUAUAAACCCACAAACCAAAUCCUUUCUUUUUUUUUUCCUUUUGAUUUCUUGUGGUGCUUUUGGCUCUAAGAUCUCGCUGGUUUUCUUUCUUUUUUUUUUGUUUUGUUUGGGGUUUGGGAUUACAGAGCGAGCUAGAUGGCGAAUGGGAUAGAGAGAGAGAUAUUGUUUAGCGAUGAAGAGUUGAGAGAGAUGAGUGGCGUCAAGAGAGGUGGAGAUUACAUAGAGGUGACGUGUGGGUGUACCAGCCAUAGAUAUGGUGAUGCUGUUGGUAGGCUUAGGGUUUUUAUCAGUGGUGACCUCGAAAUUACCUGUGAAUGCACCCCUGGUUGCAAUGAAGAGACUCAGCUCUGCUUGCCUUCUUGCCAGAAGAUAUUGCACUUUUAUCUGUACAAGCUGACUCCAGCUGCAUUUGAGAAGCAUUCUGGAAGAGAGACAGCAAGAAAAUGGAAAAACAAUGUCUGGGUCAUAGUUAAUGGGGAGAAGGUUCCAUUAUCAAAAACUGUAUUGCUUAAGUACUACAGCCAAGCAUCAAAAAAUGCCAAUGGUUCCCAUAGAUCCCAUAAUGGACGAGUUUCUCAUCGUGAUGAGUUUGUUCGCUGUAGCAAGUGUAACAAGGAAAGGAGGUUCCGAUUACGGACCAAAGAAGAGUGCAGAAUUCACCAUGAUGCUUUGGCUGAUGCAAACUGGAAAUGUGCUGAUCUGCCAUUUGACAAAAUCACAUGUGAUGAUGAUGAAGAACGAGCAAGUAGGAGGGUGUACAGAGGCUGCACCAGAUCCCCAACUUGCAAAGGUUGCACUUCCUGCGUGUGCUUUGGGUGUGAAAUCUGUCGUUUCACGGAUUGCAGCUGCCAGACUUGCAUUGAUUUCACAAGGAAUGCAAAAGUUUGACUCUGAUGAUGCUCUUAGCCCUGAUGAAGAUAUUACCUUUUUUUCUGGUGGUCCUUUUAUGGUCAUCAUUACUUUAAUUUGAUCCCCUACCCCACAUUUAAGAUAACCUUCAGUGACAUUCGCUUAUGUUGAACUUGAAAAUUCCAGUCUCUGGGUUCAGCAUUCAUCCCAUUGGCUGCUAUAUAACAUUGAAACUAGUUAUUUAUCCUUCA